CCAGAAGCCUUGGGGAAGGAGAAGCGCCGGGACGCUUUCUGCAUGUAGUCAGGUGUGGAACGUUUUUGCAACGUGGUCUGGCUCUUUGCCGGACGGCGUGCGCCCAAGUGCUUGGCCAGCCGCGGCCUUGCGGGCCUUGAGGGCCUACAAAUUUGGUCUUUUUUUCACUGGUUUAAGAUCUCGUGUCACGCCACUCGGCGCCCUGACCCGGCUUCACCAUGUUGGUGCUGUUUGAAACGUCCGUCGGCUACGCCAUCUUUAAGGUUUUGAAUGAGAAGAAACUUCAAGAGGUUGAUAGUUUGUGGAAAGAAUUUGAAACUCCAGAAAAAGCAAAUAAAGUUGUAAAGCUGAAACAUUUUGAGAAAUUUCAGGAUACAGCAGAAGCAUUGGCAGCAUUCACGGCUCUGAUGGAGGGCAAAAUCAAUAAGCAGCUCAAGAAAGUUCUGAAGAAAAUAGUUAAAGAAGCCCAUGAACCCCUGGCUGUAGCUGAUGCUAAACUAGGAGGGGUCAUAAAGGAAAAACUAAAUCUCAGUUGUAUCCAUAGUCCUGUUGUUAAUGAGCUUAUGAGAGGAAUCCGGUCACAGAUGGAUGGAUUAAUCCCUGGUGUAGAGCCACGUGAAAUGGCAGCUAUGUGUCUUGGGUUGGCACACAGCUUGUCCCGAUACAGAUUGAAAUUUAGUGCUGAUAAAGUGGACACAAUGAUUGUUCAGGCAAUUUCCCUGUUAGAUGACUUAGAUAAAGAACUGAACAACUACAUUAUGCGGUGUAGAGAAUGGUAUGGCUGGCAUUUCCCUGAAUUAGGAAAAAUUAUUUCAGAUAAUUUGACAUACUGCAAGUGUUUACAGAAAGUUGGCGAUCGGAAGAAUUAUGCCUCAGCCAAACUUUCUGAAUUACUGCCAGAGGAAGUUGAAGCAGAAGUGAAGGCAGCUGCAGAGAUAUCUAUGGGAACAGAGGUUUCAGAAGAAGAUAUUUGCAACAUUCUGCAUCUCUGCACUCAGGUGAUUGAAAUCUCUGAAUAUAGAACCCAGCUCUACGAAUAUCUGCAAAAUCGAAUGAUGGCCAUUGCACCCAAUGUUACAGUCAUGGUUGGGGAAUUAGUUGGAGCACGGCUUAUUGCUCAUGCAGGUUCUCUUUUGAAUUUAGCCAAACAUGCAGCUUCCACAGUCCAGAUUCUUGGAGCAGAAAAGGCACUCUUCAGAGCCCUCAAGUCUAGACGAGAUACCCCUAAGUAUGGUCUCAUUUAUCAUGCUUCACUUGUAGGCCAGACAAGUCCCAAACACAAAGGAAAGAUUUCUCGAAUGCUGGCAGCCAAAACUGUUUUGGCAAUCCGCUAUGAUGCAUUUGGAGAAGAUUCCAGUUCUGCAAUGGGAGUUGAGAACAGAGCAAAAUUAGAGGCCAGGUUGAGAACCUUGGAAGAUAGAGGGAUAAGGAAAAUAAGUGGAACAGGAAAGGCAUUAGCAAAAGCUGAAAAAUACGAACAUAAAAGUGAGGUGAAGACUUACGAUCCUUCUGGUGACUCCACACUGCCAACCUUUUCUAAAAAACGCAGGAUUGAACAGGUGGACAAAGAGGAUGAAGUUAUUGAAAAGAAGGCCAAAAAAGCCAAGGUUAAAAUUAAAGCAUUGCUGGUCUGUGAGCAUUUGGGGAAACCCACUGUGAGCCAGGCCUUUGUUAAAUGGAUGACCAGGAAAACUCAAGGAGACAAGAUUCAGCAGCUGCUGCCCUCAGGGAGUUUACAGAGUGAACUUCAAACCUCAUAGCCUCCUGGGAUGGUCUAUUUCCCUUUCAGAAUCCUUUGUGUUUUGAGGAACGGGGAAUGCAGGGAAGCAACAGGUAGAGCUCUCAACGUUGAGAAAUACAGAAAUUAUGAAGAAAAAGCUGCAGAGUAGAUGAGUUUAUGGGAGAGAAAUCAUCCCUUUCCCUUUCUCUACUAAGCACAAGGUCUGCACACUGAGGAAAGUAGAGAACUGCAGGAAAAACAGAGACCUACCCCUUGGCAAUAAAAAGAACUGUAAGUACAGCUGCAUCCCAUUGUAUCCCACAUCCUCACCCUAAAACUGCUCUUCAACUGCCCUUGAGCCUUGGCGAUUUGGUACUUGGGAGAGCAGUGCUGUGGCAUAGAGGUAUAGGGAAGCUUUCUCCUGGGUUCUUGGGGCCUCAAAACUCCUACCUUGCUAACCUGAGCCAAGAAGCAGAGAAUGCCUUGGUUUAACAGCAAGCGUAAAUGUUACAUGUGCCUGACUCGGAAAAGAAUUGGUCAGACAACAAGUGCAUCUAUUUAUAUCUUAUAAUCUGCUGGGCCAGCAACAUGCUAAUAACCAACUGGGCAUGAUGGAAAGGCCACAAGCUGACUGUCAAAAUGGGAAGAUCACUGCACUAGUGGUCAGAGAAAAUAAUACACAUGAAAGUGCUGCCUAAGCCAAAAAGUACUGUAUAUAGUAUCUUUCCUGUUAGGAUGAGCUGGUUUCACCAUUGACUAGUUCAUGUCCUUGGACUAGUGAACCUGUGCUCUCUCAGAGCCUCAGUUUCUUUAUAAUGUGGAAAUAAUAGUUCUUGGCUUAUCCUAUCUGUUGUAGGAUUCUUAGAAACUCAGAUGAGAUAGUUUAUACAAAAAUACCUUGUCAGCUGAAUAAAUGUAAAGUAUCAUUACUCAAGAUCUAUUCUACCUAGAAUUGGUAAGUGGUAUUCCGGAAAGAAGUCAGUGGAAGAGAUUAGGGAAACUUUUACGGCAGCCACCAGCCAGUCAGUCAUUUACCAUUUAUGUUUUCUUUCUGAGCAUACAGCUUGACUGUAUACCAUGUUUGCAUUUGGAUGUGGCCAUGUAACUGAGGCCAGUCAAUGGAAUGUUAAUAAUAUACAUCACUUGGAGGCCUGGCCCCUGAAAAUAUUCCAUCGCAUUCUUCGAUGCCUUAUUUCCCCCCCAACACCCUGCUGGCUUAAUGCAAACAUGGUAACCUCAGGAGCCAAGUGUUAAGACAGAAAAGCUACCAAGUAAAAGAAACCCCUGGUUUGGGGAACAACUAUGCACUGAUCUGGAACUUCCAUUUUGAACUUGGGAAGAAAUAAACUCUCAUUACGUUUGGGUCCUUAUAUUGGCUUGAAGCAUAUGAAAUUCCAGUGUUUGCCCAUUUUAUCUACAAAAAUAAUUCCAUGAUUUAAACUUAGAAGAUACUCUGGUUUGUUUCAGCAGCUAAUGCAGCCUUAAUACACCUUAAAGGAAGUUUGUUUUUGUUUUUGUUUCUUUAAUAAGGGCCGUAUCCAUGGCAUAUGGAGGUUCCCAGGCUGGGAGUGGAAUCGGAGUUGUAGCCAAUGGCCUACACCACAGCCACAGCAAUGCCAGAUCCGAGCCACCUCUGAAACCUACACCACAGCUCACAGCAAUGCUGGAUCCUUAACCCACUGAUCAAGGGCAGGGAUCAAACCUGCAUCCUCAUGGAUACCAGUCACAUUCAUUUCCACUGAGCCGCAACUGGAACUCAAAAGUUUUUAAUUUUUGUUUAAUUUUUUGAUCUUUUAUAAUAAAUUGAAGUAUUAAUUUAUAAUGUUAUGUUUCAAGUGUAUAGCAAAGUGAUUCAUUUUUGUAUAUAAAUGUAUAAUUCCUUUUCAGAUGCUUUUCCAUUUUAGAUUAUCAUAUUAAAUACAGUUCCCUGUACUACACAGUACGUCCUUUGGUUUUUUGGGGUUUAGGGGCUUUGGGAGAUAGGUUGUGCCCACAACAUGUGGAAUUUCCAGCCAGGAAUGGGAUUUGCACCACAGCAGUGACCACGCCAGAUCUUCAACGUGCUGCAGCAUGAUGGAACUCAGAGAAAGUCUUUUUAAAAGCCACUUUUACCAAGGUGAGAGAGGAAAUUGGGAUCAGAGAUAGUAAACGGCCUGCUUUUAAUUCAGAUUGGGGUGUAAACAUAUUUGAUUUGUUCCACAAAAUGUUAGUCCACAUCGUUUUAAAAAGUUGAAUUGAUUGCUGAAUCAAAAAUGUCUAAUUGUCAUGCAAACAAAAUAUUUUAUCUUUGUCAUUUGUUUUUUGACUUUAAAAAUCAACAUAGCAAAGAAAAAUCCUAAAAUCAAACUAAACAAGGCCAAAAGAACAAGACUUUAAUAAACAAAGAUUAAACUGUUUAGGACUUAAAAGAGAGAAAUUUGUAAUAAUACAGUGCAGAGUUCUUUCUAAUUUAGGAAAUUCAGAAAACGAAAAGGAAAAGAUUGAUAAAAUUGACCACAUAAAAACUUGUAUGGCAGAAAUAGUGUAAAAUAGUUAAAAGUAUGACAAGGCAAUGGUUUCAUUAAUAUAUAAAGAAGUUAAGUUAAUAAGAAAAAGAUGAAAAUUACAAAUAACAAUCCUAGAAAGAGUGUAUAAGUGAUCAAUAAACAUAAGAGGAGAAGUUCCCACGUGGCUCAGCAGGUUAAGUCUCUGGCAUUGUUUCUGCUCUGGUGCAGGUUCAGUCCCUGGGCUAGCCUAGAAACUUCCAUAUGCUGCAGGUGCUGCCAAAAUAAAUAAAUGAAAAAUAAGCAUAAGAGGAGUUAUACCCUAUCAAAUUAUCCAAUUAAAUAAUAAUAGCAUUACCGGAGUUGACCAGAAUCUAGUAAAAUUGACCUACACUGUAGGUAAGAGUAUAAACUGGUUUGGAGGGCAUUUCCCUAACAGCUUUUAACAGUGCUAAUCGGAAGUUCCCAUUGUGAUGCAACAGAAAGAAAUCUGACUAGUAUCCAUGAGGACCCAGGAUCCAUCCCUGGCCUCACUCAGUGGGUUGGGGAUACAACGUUGCCAUGAGCUUUGGUGUAGUUCACAAAUGCACCUCAGAUCCUGUGCAGUUGUGACUGUGGUGUAGGCCUGCAGCUCCAAUUCGAUCCCUAGCCUGGGAAUUUCCAUAUGCCACAGGUGGGGCUCUAAAAAGACAAAAAUAAAAGUGCUAAUCAAGCAACGAUCCUGCUAGUUAAAUGCACAAAUACAGUCACAAAGGUCACUAAGAUGUAGGUAUGAGGAUGUAUAUUAAUUACAGCAUUGUUGGUAACAGUAAUACAAACCAGAAACAACCACAAUAUCCCACUAAUAGAGGCCAGUAAAUAACCUUAUGUCCAAAAACUGCAGCCAUUAAAAUAUAGAAAAAUCCCCUAGACACACUAUUUCGUUGAAAAAGCAAAAUACAGAAGCGUGAAACCAUUUAUGUAAAAAUUUUAAAAGGAUAUGUACGUAACUUUUUUCUUUAUUUCCCUGGGACCCAUAUACAAGAAACUUAACAGUUGUCACCUUUGGAGGCAGGGAUUGGAAAUUUGGGGAUCAGAGGGUAGGGAGAAAGAUUUUUGCUUUCCAUUCAUUUCUGUAUUGUUUCAUUUUAUAAAAACUGUGCCUGUGUUAUUUUUCACAUAGAUUAUUUUCAUUUUUGAAUGUAAAAUAAACAAAGCUAUAGUCCAAAACUACCAAAAAAGUUUUAUCUAAAGCUAUGAUACCA
Molecule: messenger RNA, 5447 nt
Organism: Sus scrofa (pig)
Lineage: Eukaryota; Metazoa; Chordata; Mammalia; Artiodactyla; Suidae
Gene: NOP58
Product: NOP58 ribonucleoprotein
Cellular component (GO): small-subunit processome; box C/D methylation guide snoRNP complex
Molecular function (GO): snoRNA binding
Source: RefSeq, a predicted model, not a curated record